Molecule: messenger RNA, 1065 nt
Organism: Apiotrichum porosum
Lineage: Eukaryota; Fungi; Basidiomycota; Tremellomycetes; Trichosporonales; Trichosporonaceae
Exons: 1
Coding region: 1-1065 (354 amino acids)
Source: RefSeq, a predicted model, not a curated record
AUGCCCCACUACAACCUCCGCCGCACUUCAGCCAACCAAGAACUCGCCGCCGCUCGCCUGACCCGCCGAGACGACUCCACACGCCCCGGCGUCAUUACCGGUGCGGUUAUCGGCAGUGUCAUUGGUGUGUUCGUUAUCGCCUUCCCCAUCUUCUGGUGGAAGGGCCGUGGGUGCAUUGACCGCCGCAAGGAGGCCAAAGACGAAGAACGCGGCGAGCAUGACGUGACCCCCUUCCCGUCCAACGUCGGCCACAGCACGGCGUCGGGGUCUCCCACCACGACUGCUUCGCCCACCACUGUCACCACUCCGGUCUUUGUCAGUGAGGUCAACCAUCACCGGCUGUCCAUCGACUCGACGGCGACUGGAGCUACUGGAGACACGGGCCACACGCGCUACCACACACCGCUUGGCACGAGCCGUCCGCCCACCGCUGCGUCCAACCGUGGCCCGGGCAGCGGCACCGCAUCACGCACGCACACACCCAUCGGGGCGCCCACAACACCUCUUGGCGGGUCCCGGUCCGCCUCACGCAAUGGCACGAACGAGUCGUGGAACGCUGCAAAGAUGCAAAACAAGGAAAAGCCCGUCUUGCAGUACACCACCACCUCGGAACGCCUGGCAAACCGCCCCAUCACGAUCGUUACCGACGACGCUGACAAUUACCCUGGAGUGGUCGACGACCAACACAAUGUCCAGCCUGUCCUCUACGACGUGCACGUUGUGGAGCCGGCGUUACCUGCCAGCGCCUCGUCGCCCCACUCCCCCGGCGCCCCGCCCAGUCCCAUUUUACGUACCCCGCACGACUCGGGCGGGUACCAGGAGUGGGCGUGGGGCGGGUACAACGGCGAGCACCCGGCUCCCGUCCACGACGACAACCACCUGGAUGUCAUCGCCUCUGGUGGCCUGGGUGCGAGGCGUGGGAGCAGUGGGAGUCAAGGGAGCGCUGGGUCAGGCGCUUCGCGGCGACAUGCCGACAGGUCACCCAGAGAGUCGAUGCUCGCGCUGUACGAGGCAAGCCACAGCCGUACGCCGAGUAGGACGCCGAGUCCUACCCCUUCAAAGUAA